AUGGACCCAGCCGUGCAAAGAUUGCUGACAGACAAGCUUUACGACAAGAGAAAACAGGGGGCUCUCGAGUUAGAACGCCUGGUCCGUGAAGCAGUCGCGGGGAAAGAGUACGAGCGGAUCCGAAAGAUUGUGGAACAGCUUUGUCACGAGUAUGCCUAUGCGGUGCAUCAGCCACACGCCAGGAAUGGCGGAUUGAUUGGUCUUGCUGCCGCCUCCAUUGCCUUGGGCUCUGAAGAGGUUGCCCGCUAUCUGCAUGAGAUCGUACCACCAGUACUCGCAUGCUUUACUGAUCAGGAUGCCCGGGUACGAUAUUAUGCUUGUGAAAGCAUGUACAAUAUCGCCAAGGUGGCAAAGGGGGAGAUUCUGGUCUUCUUCAAUGACAUCUUCGACGCGCUGUGCAAGCUCGCAGCAGACUCAGAGCUUUCUGUGAAAAAUGGUGCGGAACUUCUGGACCGCCUGGUUAAGGAUAUAGUUGCCGAAUCCGCUGCCUCAUACGUCUCCGUCCUAGAGUACAAUGAGAAACGUGCUGGAGGAGAUGGUCUCGAUCCCGAGACAUCAAGCGCUGAUCUGCCCAUGGCAUUCUCUUUAGCCAAGUUUAUCCCACUUCUGCAGGAGCGCAUCCAUGUCAUCAAUCCGUUCACUCGCACAUUUCUAGUCUCGUGGCUGACGCUUUUGGACACCAUCCCCGAUCUCGAAUUGGUCUAUUACCUUCCAGACUUUCUCGGUGGGCUCUUCCGCUUUCUCAGCGAUCCCAAUCGCGACGUCUAUGUUGCAACCCAGGGUCUGCUGGAAAGAUUCCUCACCGAGAUCAAGAAGAUUGCGAAAAUCAAACGUGGGAUUGAAGAGAGCCGAAGGAGUCGAAACAGUGACCGUGCAAAGGGAUCCCCAGAGAGUCCUGCAGGCAGCGGACCGACUGGUGAUAGUGCUUCGGCCGAUAAUGCUAUUGAAGAUUCGGAUUCAGAGACUGCUCGGGAACUCCGCAGCGAUCAAGAAGGAGAUUGGAUUCCUGGUCAGGAUGUGCAAAUUGAUUACAGUAGGAUAUUGGAAACUCUUCUUCAAUUUGUGGAUACCACCACGCGGUCGAAUACUGAUCCCCCAAGAUCGGACGGUGUCAGUCGAGAAAAGGAACAAGAGAUCGGCAUUGUUGCUCUUCGAUGGAUUGACAGCUUUUUCGAAAUCAGCCCAGAGGAUAUUCUACAAUUCGUCCCUCCACUUCUCUCGCAAGUAUUACCAGCCCUGUCCGCACAUUCAGAUCAAGUCCGGACAACAGCAAGUCGAGUCAACAGAUCAUUGAUGGAUUAUAUAGUGACCUUGCAAGACAGCACCACUUCGGACGACAAGCUAAUGCCACCACCUUCCACCGUCCCUAUCAACUUUACCAAGACUACCGACUUACCCGAUCGAAGAGCAUCAGCGCCAACCAUCAAACCGCUCACUGCCUCCACAGAAUCGCUUGAAAGAACAAAGAGCCAAGCGGGAGAAUCGACGCUGAAGAGCAGCAAUCCUCCAAGUCCUCCAGCCAAAGCCGAUCUCGAUUAUGCUGCUGCUGUCAAUGCAUUGACGCUGCAGUUUCUCAAUGAACACGAGGCGACACGGGUCGCGGCUUUGGGUUGGCUCAUCAUGCUGCAUAGAAAGGCACCCCGAAAAGUAUUAGCAUUCAAUGAUGGGACCUUUCCAGCACUGCUUAAAACCCUUUCCGAUCCCGCAGAGGCGGUUGUCACUCGAGACCUUCAGCUGCUAUCGCAGAUAUCCCGAAACAGUGAAGAUGGAUAUUUCACGUCCUUCAUGGUCAACCUUCUCCAGCUCUUCUCCACCGAUCGAAAAUUACUCGAGAUCCGGGGCAACCUGAUCAUCCGACAGCUCUGCAUGAAUCUUGUACCAGAGCGCAUAUACCGAACCCUCGCCGAGUGCUUGGAAAAGGAUGAAGACAUCGAAUUUACCAGCAUCAUGGUGCAGAACCUCAACAACAAUCUCAUCACCGCACCGGAGUUGGCUGAUCUGCGGAAAAGACUCCGCAAUCUUGAGACCAAGGACGGGCAGAUGUUCUUCGUCGCACUAUUCAAAUCGUGGUGCCAGAACGCUGUAGCCACCUUCUCCCUCUGUCUGCUCGCCCAAGCCUAUGAGCAGGCGUAUCACCUGCUCCAGAUCUUUGCUGAGCUGGAAAUGACCGUCAAUAUGCUGAUUCAAAUUGACAAACUUGUCCAGCUGUUGGAGUCACCUGUCUUUACCUACCUCCGCCUGCAACUUCUCGAACCAGACCGCUACCCCUACCUCUAUAAGUGCCUGUAUGGACUUCUCAUGCUUCUGCCCCAAUCUUCCGCCUUCGCAGCCCUCAAGAAUCGUCUGAAUUCUGUUUCCGCCAUCGGCCUCCUCCAUACACCAGCGGCAUCCUCGUUCGGUGCAGGUGGAGCGCGAUCAUCCAUAAUGCCGUCCAACCUCAAUCACCCACCCGGCCUAACAUCCACCUCCAGCACCCCUAACAUCCCCGGCUCCCUAACCUCCUCCAGCACCUCCGCCCCCAACAACCCCACAGCCCCAACCCUCGCAUCCGCCGGCGGAAGCGAAAACGUCAUCAAGUGGGGUGAAUUGCUGGAGCGGUUCCGACAGAUCCAGGAGAAAGCCCGACGGAGGAACAGGGCUUUACUUCGCGGCGAUGGAGAUGAAGAGGAUGAGGAUGAAGGCAUGUUGGAUGAGGGGACCAACCAGAGUAGCAGGACGGAUUUAGGAGCGGGUGUAGGAGAGAGGGGGAGGGGUAAUGGGAACGCGAUUGGGAAUGCGACCAGGGGGGGUGGAGAGAAGGCAUUACCGGAUAUCCCUGUGAUGACGGGGUUGAGAUCUGCGCCGCUGGCUGGCGGUGCGGGGAGAUCGGGCAUGGCGCCGCAUCAUCCGGGCGGUGGGCUUGGCUCGGGUGCUGGAGCAGGUGCUGGUGCCGGGGUGGGUAGAGAGGCGGGUCGAUUCGCUGGUGGUGCUGGACCCGGCUAUGGCUCGCGACUGUUGACGCCGGGACCGUCUCGGGCCCGGGUGCCGGAAUGCCGCCAGCAGGCGCAGGAGGGCCCGGUCACAGGAAGAGUAAGAGCAGCAUCUCCGGAUUCGGGAGGUUGA
Molecule: messenger RNA, 3102 nt
Organism: Endocarpon pusillum Z07020
Lineage: Eukaryota; Fungi; Ascomycota; Eurotiomycetes; Verrucariales; Verrucariaceae
Exons: 7
Coding region: 1-3102 (1033 amino acids)
Biological process (GO): positive regulation of kinase activity; phosphatidylinositol biosynthetic process
Cellular component (GO): fungal-type vacuole membrane; endosome membrane; PAS complex
Source: RefSeq, a predicted model, not a curated record